UCAGAGCGAUAGCUGAGGAGAAAGUUUGUACAAACAUUAUGGGAUUGCGAUGUAUAUGUGCCAGUAAAAACGCCUCGCGGACUCAAACAUGCGGAGAAAAAUGUAAAGAAGCAGAUCAAUAUCCGUGUGGUGACACAGCUGGCACCAACAUAUUCUCAUUUUACACAGUUGAAAACGUUCCUCCUAGCGAACAUUCACAAAACAAUAAAAGAAACUGCCUACUGUUCUACUAUAAGUACAAAAAUGGGAAUGAUUAUUACUGGGAGUCAUGCAAUUUAAAAACCACCCCAAAAUUAUUAUGCAGCAACAAAAACUUUUCAGAUUGUAAACCGAUGGCAGAAAUACACAAUACAAGUAAUGAAGUUUGGGCCAAGGCCGUUGAAAGCUGCGUCGAUGGAGGAAAAUUCCCUGCAUCGAUACAAAGUAUCAAAAAUGUUAAAUUUACCAACGAGGACAAGCAGAACCAUUGGACAGGAAUAAUUAAAAAAGAAUCUAUAAUAUCUAAGAGCAAUAUGCUUGAUUAUAGCACCGAUCCACCUUUGACGUAUGCAUAUGUGGAGAAGAUAAACCAAGCUUUUGUCGUCAGCUUUGAAGGUGGCUCGAGAGAAAAGAAAAACAGCUUGUGCGCAGGAGAUGGCACCACAUCGACAGGACCCACGAUAACGACAGGAGAUACACAAUCAUCUUAUUCGGAAUCAACCACGACAACAGGUCCUGCAUCAAGCGUGACGUCAACCCGGGAUGACAAAACAACAUAUACACAUUCGACACAAACACCAGUAUUGAAUGCAUCUACAACGCCAAUAUCGCAUCAGGUACCUGAAGGAACAGCAGCGUCCUUAGACAAGGACGAAGGAGGUUCAACGGCAGGUGUUACUGCUGGUGUGUCCGUUUUUCUGGUACUGCUUAUCAUUAUUACGAUCAGUGUACUGAUUUUCAUGAAAAGAAGGGGACUUUUAACAAAGUGCAACAAACAAAAUGAUGAAAAAAGCAGCCAUACCGAAGACACAGCCACCGAUAUAGCAUACAUAUCAACACCGAUAUUUGAAUCUACUACAAACACAAUGGAUGACUUAACAGACACAAAUCAUUCUUAUUUUGUGCUUGAAAAAACGUUUGAUGAAGAAACCAAAGAGGAUACUGAUUACUAUGCAGAGCCAGAUACGACCGAUGUUGACCAUUAUGAUUUGACCGAUGAGUCACAAAAAGAUACUGAUAACAAUUACGACACAACUGAUGACAAAAAGAGCUCUGUCAAGGCUGGAUUGGUGAAGCCAAAUAAUAGUUAUAACAAAGUCACUUUAAAUCAAACUAAUGAGUACGAUCAUAUUAAUGGAAGACCGCCAACGUCGGACAGACAAACUGAAAAUGAAUACGAUAUUUCGAAUAACCUGAUCGACGGUAAACGUAAUGAUAAUAUCGGAGAUGACAGUGAUACAUAUAACCAUUUGAACAAACAUGAAUCGAAGAGCUCUGGCACAGAUAACGUUUAUGGAAAGUCAGAAACAGAUGGCGAUAGUGGAUAUGAUACUUCCCGUGCUCUAACCCUUCGCAGGAACGUAGAUGAACAUGAUCAGCAAGCUGAUUAUGAUGUGAUCAAAAAGAAAUGGUAGAACUAUGUGCCAGUUAAAGGACAUUUACUUAAAUAACUUGAUCAUUUAAAGUUAUCAAAUUCCAUGAAAUUUGAAAGAUGCAUAGAGAGUUUGUCAACUUAAUGUUCCUGAUUAAUCCUAUUCUUGUAAAGUUGCCCUAUCUGUCACUUUUGUUUGCAAAAACACUCAACAAAACAUGCUCAUCCAUCAGUUAAGAAAAACAUGAUCGUAAUGCAUAUUUAAUAUCAAGGAGAAAGUAUUUUUGCGCACUUCUUGCCAGCGUUAUAUAUAUCUACGAUAUUACUGUUCGCCUGAAGUGAAACAUGUUCUAUAAGAGAACGUAUGGAAACGCAUUAAUGCACUACGUAAAUUAUGGAAAUUUAAGCAACUCAAAUCUAGACGUAAAACAUAUACAUGUAUAUUGUGUCUCUUGUACAAAAUGCAUUUUUGCAUGACUACAUCCUAUCUUUCUUGUUAAAUGACUUCAUCAGUUUCAGUAUAUUUGUCCAAUAGUCUCAGAAAAAAACCUCUCCGCGGUUACGGAACUUGAAUUGAAAAUCACAACACGUCUCGCAAUCGUUUUACCAUCAACAACAUCUUUUUGGAUUGCGCUUCCGUCAUCCAUGAGAAAAGCUACAUCACUGCAAUCAUUACUCUUUUUGUUAAAUAACAAUGCUUAGUAUCACCAAGGGUCUAGCGUCAACAACUUUCACCAUGCUUACAUUUGAAUGCAUUGCAGCAAUGUAAAUGAACAUCUCCUCCUUAGAAUAUCGUAGAAAGUCCCCUGUGUACAUUUGGAGCAAUAGAAGACACUUAACACCUUUUUAACAGGUCCAUUAUAUAUAAACCACAUAAAGGUCGUGUUUGAAAAUAUCAGUCCCCUUAACCCUAUUACUAUACAACUUAUAUUGUUUGAAGACACAUCUUGCACCUCAAUUAUCAACAAGCAUAUCGUCUACCAAGUAUAAACAUUUACUCCUAACACCAAACGUUAUACAAACUUAUUUCAACAUCGAACAUACUCACCAUCCCUGACUAUGCUAAGUUACUUAUAUUUCCCUUUCAUCUAUCUUUCCGUCCUAUUCCUUCACUCCUGUUCUAUCUUCCGUACUACACAUGUCAAACUUUUGUUUAUUUUUAUGCAUUUAGAAAUACAUGUAAUUUAAAUCAUUUUUGCAUUUUGAUAAUGCCAUCUUCUGAAACAAUUAUCAAUGCCUGUUUAUUCUUUAUAUUAAGUGUGAAUAAUGAAUCAAAAAUGACAACAUGUUAACACAUCAUGCCAUUUGUUCUAAUGCUAUACAGAAGAGAGACUUAUAAUAAUAUGCCUACUUCUCAAUCCGGUAAAUAAACAGUUAAAUUUAUAGUGCUAGUAGAACUAAUUCUUGAUAUCUUAAACUUACAAAUAUUGACUACCAUAAUUACUUAAAAUAUUGACUACCAUAACUACUUUGUGAUUAUUUGUCUACUUGUUAUUAUCUGUGUUUUUGAACCUUAACU
Mya arenaria is the source of this 3089-nucleotide messenger RNA. RefSeq lists its product as uncharacterized. The coding region runs from base 39 to 1613 and encodes 524 amino acids. The record is from RefSeq and is a predicted model, not a curated record. Lineage: Eukaryota; Metazoa; Mollusca; Bivalvia; Myida; Myidae. The transcript is spliced from 9 exons.